AUGGCUAUAAAUGACACUGUUGGGUUUUGGCUUCUUAUUGUUUUUCUAAUUCCGUCAAUAAUCUGUAGUAUUUUCGAUCUUUAUCAUUUUGUAUUCGAUCGAAAACUUCGUCAGGCUCUAUACAAUCAUUCAGUUAUUGUUAUAAUUUUCUUUUGUUUAAUCUUUGAAUGUACAGACAUACUUUGGCUUAUUCAUAAUUAUAGCACUGGUCAUCCGUUGUCAUCAACGAAAACCUUUUGUUUUAUUUGGCAUUUUACUGAUCAUAUUGGUUUUCUUUUAAUAUCUAUCAUUGUUGCUUGGGCAUCAGUUGAACGUCAUAUUCUCAUUUUUCAUGAUAAAUGGUUGAUAAGAGGAAGACGGUUUUUUAUCCAUUAUCUUCCUUUAAUUAUUCUAAUUAGUUACUCAUUGUUAUUUUAUAUAAUUGCUUUUUUUGUUUUCCCAUGGGAACAUAUAUUUAAUUAUUCACAAAUUCAAUGUGGAUACAGCGACGAUCCAUUUCGUCCACAAAUUCUUGCUGUUUGGGAUAGUGUAGUGAAUACUAUUUUACCUGCUGUCAUAAUUGUUAGCUUUAACACGGCUCUUAUUUUUCGUGUUUUAUAUCAAAAGCAUCAAUUAAAUCAAAAAAUUAAAUGGAGAAAUUAUCGAAAAAUGGCUGUACAAAUGUUGUCAAUAUCUUCAAUCUAUUUUUGUCUUUAUUUUGUACCUAUGAUUCUCUAUACUGCUUAUUCAUUAGGUUUAUCACGUAUUUUUGCUCAUGAUUAUUAUGAUACUAGCUUAUAUCUCUUUUAUUUUAUCAUCAUUUUACUUCCUUUUAUAUGUGCUGUUUCAUUGCCAGAACUUCGAGCAAAACUAUGUAUUCUAAUUCAAAAGCGACAACAACGAAUUCAACAUAUGAAUGUUCCACAACUUCCAAUAGCUAUCCGAAAAAACGUUCAUCGAUCAGUAGCAGUAGGACCAAUUCACGAAUGUUAA
Molecule: messenger RNA, 972 nt
Organism: Rotaria sp. Silwood2
Lineage: Eukaryota; Metazoa; Rotifera; Eurotatoria; Philodinida; Philodinidae
Source: the annotation of a GenBank genome assembly